GCGUCAUCACGCUCGGAUUGAUGCCAAUUUGUGCGGAAAGCCACGUUUACGAAUUCGAUUGAAGUCUGCUCCAUAACUUUCUUGAGGAAAGAUAGGAAGGACGACCUAACUGACCUGCUAACACACAUUAGCGCAAGAUUAAACACAGCAGACAUGUCCUCACCACCUAAAGAAAAAAAUGAAACAAAAGCUGGACAUCUCCCUGCUGUGAAGGCAGGUGGGAUGAGAAUAGUCCAAAAACAUCAGGGUUCAGGUGAACCUGCUGCGAAGGACGAGGACAUGUCGGAGUAUGAAGACCCCACCCCACCAAAGCCAACUGUCAUCGUUUCUGGAGUAGUCACAAAGGGUGACAAGGACUUCACACCCGCGGCCGCCCAGGUGGCUCACCAGAAGCCCCAGCCCUCUGUGGAAAAGCUGCGGCAGGGCCCCCACAUCAACCAGCACAUCCACCAGCCCCGCAAGUGAGCCCACCCAGACCACAGCUCCACCAACACUGUCGCCAUGGCGCAUGAGCAGAGACCACACCAAUCACCCAACAGCACUCAGGUUACCAAGGGAGACCGGCACAGGACAAUCCCGCCCAGCACAACACCAGGAAGUGUGUGCUUGCCCUGUGAACUUGUAAGAAGAACAGAUCGCCUUCCCUGUUUCCUUUGUGCUCUUGAUUGAGAAUUUUCAGCUUUAAAAAAAAUCCAGAGAGGAAAUCUUCCAAAGGAAAAUUAUGGGAUUUAUGAAAUGAAAGGGUUUUAUUUUCUUUUUUCAAAAGUUAUUUGAGAAACUAUUGUAAAUUGUGCAAAUUAUGUGUAGUUUGGAAUAUUUUAAUAGAAAUUAGAAAGUGUGGCUGUCUUUUCUGUGGUGUCAGAAUAAACAAUAAAUAUAAA
Molecule: messenger RNA, 881 nt
Organism: Conger conger (European conger)
Lineage: Eukaryota; Metazoa; Chordata; Actinopteri; Anguilliformes; Congridae
Gene: dap
Product: death-associated protein
Exons: 4
Coding region: 154-465 (103 amino acids)
Biological process (GO): negative regulation of autophagy; cellular response to amino acid starvation; apoptotic signaling pathway
Molecular function (GO): death domain binding
Source: RefSeq, a predicted model, not a curated record